Molossus molossus (Pallas's mastiff bat) is the source of this 1254-nucleotide messenger RNA. RefSeq names its product CD48 molecule (gene CD48). The transcript has 4 exons. The record is from RefSeq and is a predicted model, not a curated record. Lineage: Eukaryota; Metazoa; Chordata; Mammalia; Chiroptera; Molossidae. The coding region runs from base 306 to 989 and encodes 227 amino acids.
GGUUAUAUUCCCUCUUUCCUUUACCGUUAAGGUUUUUCCGCUGCUCUUUCUCAGCCUAUGCAGUCAUGUGCUAUGUAACAACAGUGAAAACAUGUUGAGAAAUGUGUCAUUAGGCAAUUUCCUCAUUGUGCAAACAUCACGGAGUAAACUUAUACAAACCUAGAUGGUAGAGCCCAUUGUUCCGAGGCUACACACUUGUACAGCAUGUUCCUGUACUGAAACAUAUCUAAAUGUAGAAAAGGCAGAAUAACAAUAUGGUAUAAAAGAUAAAAAAAUGUUACACCUGUAGAGGGCACUUACCACGAAUGAAGCUUACAGGACUGCAAGUUGCUCUGGGUCAUUCAGAAAAGAUGGUAUUUGCAGUCUCUGGCAGCAACGUGAGUCUCAAAAUCUCCGAUCUGCCUGAUAACCCUCAACGUUUCACCUGGUUUUACACGAGGAACCAGAAAAUUUUGGAAUGGGAGUCCAACAACUCUAGUCUUUACUACUUCAAAACUAAAUUUAAGAACAGGGUCACGUUUGAUCAUCAAGAUGGCGUGCUCUACAUCUAUAAUGUCCAUAAAAAUGACAGCAGCACCUACAUCCUGAAGGUGUUGAAGGAUGGACUGGAAGAUACAUGGACCAUCCCACUGAAAGUGUUUGAUCCUGUACCUAAGCCUGUCAUAAAAAUUAAGAAGAUACAGAAAGUGAACAAUAGCUGUCAUCUGAUCCUUUUAUGUGUAAUCCUGGAUCAGCCUGUCAACUGCACCUGGUAUGGGGACUCAGGACUCCUUCCAGAAAAUCUCCAGCGUAAUGCACUUGAAAUCACUGUUAUGCCAGAAAACUACUCCAAGUUUUACACGUGUCAAGUCAGAAAUCCUGUGAGUGACAACAAUGAUACCAUCUCCUUCACUUCAGCCUGUCAACUGGCCCAAUCCUCUGGAGUAGCUUGGACUGCAGAGUUCCUAGUGGUCAUGAUACCAACCAUUGUUGGUCUCCUAUGGAUCUGAGACAGACUCUGCCAACUGAAAGGUGAAACUUGAAGACCGCAGGAUCUUGCCUUCAUCAACAACCAUGCUCUUAAUCUAGACAGAAGCUCUGCCUCUAUGGGAUGGAGAAAGUGUGUUACAACAUCUAUAAAGAUUUGCAGAUUAACUUUUAAAAGAUCAUGACUAUAGUAUGGUGAUCACCAGAGAAAAAGAAGGGGUUGGGGGAGAUAAAUGAGGGAUAAAUGGUGAUGGAAGGAGACUUGAUUUAGGGUGCUGAACAUAACAA